Fonticula alba is the source of this 1504-nucleotide messenger RNA. RefSeq lists its product as hypothetical. The coding region runs from base 406 to 1374 and encodes 322 amino acids. The transcript has a single exon. Lineage: Eukaryota; Rotosphaerida; Fonticulaceae. The record is from RefSeq and is a predicted model, not a curated record.
CCUCCCCCCCCCCCCCCCCUGUCCGUCUUCCUUCCCUCACAUGCCGGCCAUGGUGGCAGUGCGCACCUGCCCCUGGUACUUGGCCAGAUCCUCGUAGGCAGCCUCCCACAGCCCGGCAUUCAGUAUGACCACGUCUCGCUCACGCCACGGCCCUUGGCGGAUGGUCUGCAGGGUGGCCGGUAGCGAGUCGCGCAGCAGGCGGAUCCGGUGAAAGACGACCGCCUGGUCGGGGAUCGGGCCCGGCUCCCCCCCGGGGCAGGGCUGGUCAUCGGUCAUGGCGUGGCGACGGCGCAGCAAUCCCCGCAUGUAUGUCGACCACUGGAGCAGGAGCGAGUCGCCGAUGAGCACCAAACGCCGCGGGCCCUCGAGCCCGCAGAGCACGCGCUCCAGGCUGGCGGCAAUUUCAUGGUCAAAGGGACCGCGCGCCGUGCCGCCGCCAUUGGCCAGAUCCAGUCGCUGGCGGAUGUACUCCCCAAGUGCGGUGGACUUGGCCAUGUGGCGCGCUUGCCGCCAGGGGGUCCUUUGUGUUGCGGGCCCCGGCGGCCCGGGCCCGAGCAUGGGGCAGUGAUCCGGCUGUCGCCAGGCAUCCAGCGCCAGCGGCCGGAAGCGCCAGCGCAUCGAAUGCACCGGGUCGCACUGACGGAAGUAGAUGUCCUCGCGCUGGAGGUCGGCCCAGAGGGCCUCAUACCAGCCGGAAAGGUCCGGCAAGUGGGUGUUGCUCUCGUCGGGGUGCUCGCCCGGUGGCCCGUGGGUCUUUUCCGCACGCGUGGUGGACAGGUCCUCCCACACUCCGACGGCCAGUUGGGCACGCUCGCGCAGGAGCCCCUCCACCGCGCUGUCCCCGCCCGGGGUGAAGGGACCAAUGCGAGCACCGGCCGCGGCUCCCAGGGAGCUGCCCCACUGCACCACCUCCGACAGGUACAAACAUUGGACCCAGUUUGCCAGGUGCGGGGCCGCCUCGAGAUCCGGCGCCGACGCCGCCGGGCCACCGGGGUCGGGCUGGGCCCCUGGCGGCCGGUACUGACGCCACAGGCCGGACGCGCUGGUCCGGCUGUCGAGCGUCGACACCACGCGAAUGUUCACCCGUCGAGGGAUGGGCGCGGCUGUGGCCUCCGGGCCGCCGGUGUCGCGUGGGAUGAAAACCGCCAGCUCGAGCUCGGUCCGCCGGCCCGGCUCGCCCGGGCCCAUGACACGCCAGACGGUCGGCAGGCGCCGGGCCGGGAGCAGCAUGACCCCCGGCUCGAGCGCCUCCACGAGAAAGUGUGCAUCCGGGCCGCAGCUGUGCCCCCCCUCCGUCCAGGGACUCGGUCGAGGGUCGAAUCCCACGCGCCCGAUGAACUGCCUCCCCGCCCCCCCGCCCCCUCAGGCCGGUGAGUGUCCCGCUGAUCCUCCUGCGCAUGGGGUGAUAGACCACAAUAAAUGCCCCCCGCCCGUCCUCGGCCCUGCCUUAUCUGUACGGUCCCUCGCGUGCAUGUGCAGGCCCAUGCUCCAGCAGCUGCACGCG